CCAAUCAACGGACGGCAGUUUGUAGCUCCACCUUUCAGCUCCACGGCUUGGUUCCACAACGGAGGAGUACUGAAAAUAGAAACGUCUCAGCGCCCUUAUUUUGGGAACACUGCCCAACUUUUGGAAAUGGGAACGCCAAUCUAGGCGGACUAUGCCGAACCGAGCCGCUCCGCUCGAUGUUAACGAGGCUAUAUUUUCAGUACUACUCCGUUGGGGUACCAAGAAGUGGAGCUGAAAGGUGGAGCUACACACUCCCGUUCGUUGAUUGGUCGAAAGAAUCGUAACUUCCGGGCAACAGUGGAUUAAAACAAACACACACAGUACCCGUGAGGUAUCUCUGGACAACGGAAAUGUCUCGCAAAGGUAUGGUUUGGACGAACCGGGAGGUGGAAACGUUCCUCUGCAUCUUAGGGGAGGAAGACGUUCAGAGGGAUCUGGAUGGAGCAGUGAGGAAUGAGAAGGUCUUCCAGCUGGUAUCUCAGAAAUUGUUGGAUGCAGGUUUCGAGAAGAACACUGAGCAGUGUCGCCAGAAAUCCAAGAAGCUCCGCGCCGAGUAUCGGAAGGCUAAAGACAACAACAACCAGAAUGGCGACUACAGGAAGAUGUGGAAGUGGUUUAACAUGAUGGACGCUAUCUACGGACACCGACUGGAGAGUAAAGCAACAGAGCUCGACACGGCCAACUCCAUGCUGGAAUCCAAGUUUCAACCUAUCGCCACCCCUCACCUCACCUCGCCAGCUGAAGGAUCAAGGCGAGCGAUGAGGGCUGCCUAUCAGUCCCCAAGCCUCUCCACUCGAUUAAAGGAGCCCAAUCCUGAGGAGCUCUUUCUUCUGAGUCUUGCCCCCAUGCUCCAGUCCCUCGAACCCGAGAAGCUUUCAGAGGCGAAAAUACAAAUUAUGUCUGUUAUUCACCGAGCACAAUUUAAUUAAAACUAUUUCAGACUUUC
Messenger RNA from Gadus macrocephalus (Pacific cod), 946 nucleotides. RefSeq names its product zinc finger protein with KRAB and SCAN domains 2-like. NCBI's taxonomy places the organism in Eukaryota, Metazoa, Chordata, Actinopteri, Gadiformes, Gadidae. The record is from RefSeq and is a predicted model, not a curated record. Gene Ontology annotation, molecular function: DNA binding. Bases 351 to 929 code for a protein of 192 amino acids. The transcript has 2 exons.